AUGCUUGACACCUGGACAGUCGUUUUUCUAUGUCUGUAUCAGUCGCUUUGGUGUUACUUUAUGUCAGUCGCGGUCGUGUGAUAACUGGUGAUAGCGUACGAAGGUGUGACAUUUUCUCUUUUUAAAGACCAGAAGUAUCUACUGAUCGCUACGGUUCAUGCUCGAAUACCAGUGAUAUCGUGGCGUUUUACGCGCGGUCGUGAUAUUUUAAUGGAUGCCUGUUUAACUUGGUUGAUGCCGGAACAGGACGGACCAGCUAAGAUUCUCUGGCUCAGAGUGUGGCAAACUCAACAAGAAAUUGAGAGUAUGAACUUGAAAGAUAGUGACAAUGAUGCAGAGGGUAUAACGAAUGGUUUUAAUAAUCAUCCGAACACGAUUAUGAAUGGUAAAACGGAUAGAAGUGAAAAUAACGCCCGCGUCAGGCGAACCAGGAGUGAGAACCGUCAGAGGCCUUUGCACAGGAAAUUCGUUACAGAUUUUGGGGGUUGUCCAUGGAGAUUGGACAAAUUUCAAUAUUCUAGAGGUCUUAUAGGACUUCAUGAAGAGAUCGAACAUUUUUACAAUUAUAUGAGCCCCACAGAUGCUGAACACAAAGUGAGGGCAGGAGUGGUGUCCAGAAUCGAAGAUAUUAUUGUUUCCAAAUGGCCCGAAGCCCAAGUUGAAGUGUUCGGUUCCUAUCGUACAGGGCUGUACUUGCCAACGAGCGACAUAGAUCUUGUAGUCAUAGGGAAAUGGUCAAAUCUACCUCUGCGUACGUUGGAAAGAGAGUUUUUAGAAAAGGGUGUUGCGCAGGAGGACAGCAUAAAGGUUUUGGAUAAGGCUUCUGUCCCCAUUGUCAAACUCGUAGAUAAAAAGACUGAUAUAAAGGUGGACAUAUCUUUUAAUAUGUCUAAUGGUGUGAAAAGCGCCGAACUUAUAAAGACCUACGUCGAACAAUUCCCGGUACUUCCCAAAUUGGUUUAUGUACUGAAGCAGUUUCUACUCGAAAGAGAACUUAACGAAGUUUUCACCGGAGGCAUCAGCAGUUAUAGUCUCAUACUGAUGUGCAUCAGUUUUCUCCAACUACAUCCCAGACACGACGGCGUACGACAAACCAACGCUAAUUUGGGAGUUUUACUCAUUGAAUUCUUUGAACUGUAUGGUAGAAAGUUCAAUUUCAUCAAUACUGGAAUUAGAAUACGAGAUGGAGGGAAAUAUAUUAACAAAGAGGAAAUGCAAAAGGAUAUGGUAGAUGGUCACAGACCCAGUAUGUUGUGCAUAGAAGACCCUUUGCUACCGUCAAAUGAUAUUGGACGUAGCAGUUAUGGUAUACUGCUGGUGAAAAAGGCUUUCGAGUACGCUUAUACCAUUCUUACCAACGUGGUCCAUCCCAUGUCGGUACACAACGACUGCUACAAUCAAAGUAUCUUGGGGCGUAUCGUUAGAGUAAGGGAUAAUGUUGUCCAGCACAGAAGGAAGAUUGAAGACAUCAUAAGGGGCACUCAGAUAGGGAGUUCCAUGAUAAUAGGAUCUACCGGGGCACUCGUGGCCAAACCCUCUAGAUCCUCCAGUACAGGUAGCACCAGCAGUGCGGAAGAAAGCGGGGUCAGUUCAGAGGGAUCAGAUCGGCCCUCGAGAGACCAUUCUCCUAACAUGAGUUAUUCAUCCAAUCGAGUGAUGAACAAUCGGAACAAAAUCCGGAACUUACCCAAUAAGAAGUAUGAGUCUAGAGUGCCGGGUAACAUUUACCAUCCAACAUACAAUCACAACCAUCGGACGAUUCAGAACAAUCCGCAGGCGAUGAAUAAACGAAAAAAAGGAGAAAGGCAAUAGUGUACAUAUUAGACUAGUUGUACAUAGGUUUAAACGUAGGCAUGUAGCGCAAAAAAACAUGAUUUUACCGGAAAAAACGCGCUAACGUUAGCUUUUAGAGAUAAAACUUUAUUUAUUUAAGUUUCUAAGAUGUAUGGUUUUUCUUUUCUCGACAAUUGAAGGAAACUUUAAAAGUAGUUCGAAUUUGUGCCAUGGUAGGCAUAGAAAUAACAUUUUUUACAGAUUAAUUUAUGAAUAUAUUUGAAAUUCAUAAAUGCUAUUUUUAAAGUUUUCUCUAUCUGUGUGUAGAUUUAGUUAUCCCUUCACUCUACACUCGCUGGUACUGUAGACAACUUUUAGGUUAUUCCAUGAUGUUUGUUCAGGAAGGUGUGACAUACUAACUGGUGUGAGUACAUGAACAAAUCUUUUGACAAAAACCACAAAUCUGUUCUCGAAACCAAGAGAUUAAUUUGCAUUUUCCCUGUUAUUACAUUUUUUCGAUUUUUUUACACUUACUGCACUGAAAUACACUCGGUUUUUAUCAUACAGCACUAAAAUAAAGUUUUCUCGUCGUCCAUUUUGGGUCCUAAUUCAUAAAUCAUUUCUUCACUCUACCUAUAAAAGUGUCAUUUAACACCUAUAGUCAAUUUGAAACUUACUUAACGUUGUUCGUUUUUGAUGCUGUAUAAACUUAUACCUACCUGGCAUAAAAAAAUAAAUCUAGACCUAAAAUGUCCGACCAGAAUAUUUACUGCUAAUGUUCCAUUUUUUCAUGGACGUCAACAUUCUAAAUUCAUUCUUGGCGCGUUUGACGAGUGUAGAUAAUUUGUUUCGCAAAAAAAAUCUAAACGAUUGAGGGUCCCACUGUUGUAGUUUUUAAUAUUUGUAAAUAUGUAAAUAUACAUAUUAUAGAAAAAGAGAAAAAAAAAACACAUAAAGAUAAGUAUGUUUAGGUUUAGAAAUAUGUGGUUAUAAAAAUAUAGAAACCUUGCUAUAAAAAUGUGAUAUAUAUAUAUUUGAUAAUUUUUAAGUGGAUUUAUAUUUUUUCGUUUUUUUUUCUGUGUGUGCCUGUAUAUUUGUUUUUAAAGGAUACAUUUUUUAGUUCUAUGUCUAAUUUGACGGCCAUAUUUGUGUUUUUAAUUGUCUUUUUUUAAACAAAGGAUCACUUAAUAAUUUUUUUAAUGUCAUUAAGUCAUAAUUUAGAGAAGUUUUGAUGUCUUGAAAACGAAAUGUAUAAAAAAAAUAAUUGAUGUUAAUGUCUUAAAUGAUAUUUCUUUGGCAUAGAUCAUAUAGUUUGUAAGUUCGCCUGUUUAUCUUAUUACGUAAUGUUAUUUGGAAAUUUUCACCACUUUGAUAGGUGUAUAUAAUUAUAUAGACCUAUUUCAGUUUUAAGUACAAAUUUAAAUUAAAAAAAAUAGAAAAAAAAUGAAAAAAAAAAGAUAAAUUUCUAUUUGAUAUUGUAAUGUGCGCCAAGAAACCGUUCAUUGUAAGUAACAGAUCUUAUUUGUUAAAAUGUAAAAAAUACAUUACUUGAGCGCC
Molecule: messenger RNA, 3330 nt
Organism: Sitophilus oryzae (rice weevil)
Lineage: Eukaryota; Metazoa; Arthropoda; Insecta; Coleoptera; Curculionidae
Product: terminal nucleotidyltransferase 4B-like
Exons: 8
Coding region: 211-1812 (533 amino acids)
Biological process (GO): RNA 3'-end processing
Cellular component (GO): TRAMP complex; nucleolus
Molecular function (GO): poly(A) RNA polymerase activity; mRNA binding
Source: RefSeq, a predicted model, not a curated record